Molecule: messenger RNA, 2163 nt
Organism: Dimorphilus gyrociliatus
Lineage: Eukaryota; Metazoa; Annelida; Polychaeta; Dinophilidae
Source: the annotation of a GenBank genome assembly
ACGCCCAUAAUUUAAUUAGAUAUCGAGAUGAUAAUUAGAUUCUAUCUUUUCGUUUCACUUCUACAAGCGGCGUUUUCUUAUCAAACGUAUCCUAACCCCGACUGGUUAGUAUCAACAAUUAGCCACUCAGCUAAUGUUUCAACAACUUCCCGAGGAAACUUAAUAAUUCAAAAUUCUCUAAUAACUAGAGAGUUUUCAAUUAAACCUGAUUUUACUACUGUUGAUUAUUACUCAUUCGAUAAGGAGGCAUCAAUCCUUCGGGCUCUGGGACCUGAGGCUGUUAUUUCACUAGAUGGCAUUACCUAUUUCGUUGGACAUUUAAAUACUUCAACAAUUACUCGAGGCUAUUUGAAUCGGACUGAAUUGAGGGAAAAAGCAACCUAUGAUGUAAAAGCAUUUCAUUUUUCUGCUUAUAGAAUUACAAAACCCGAGGAACCCUUCCCUUAUAAGCCGAAAAGAGGAGCUCCAGAAGAUAUAGUGUGGCCUCCAGCAGGCGUAAGAUUAGAAGUUGAUUUUAAAGCUCCUAAUUCCGCGCCAGAUCCUCACAAAGGAGUAUUGAUAACUAUAUCAUAUGAAUUAUACGAUGGGGUUCCAAUUUUAUCAAAGAAGAUGAGAGCUAAAACUUUAUCCGAGGAGGCGGAGAGCGUAAACUUUUCUUUACUCUCGCUCGAAUUCCUAGCUGUUAAUUCACCAUGGGCUUCGAGGAAUUGGCACGUUGAUACUCAAUACGGCAGAAACGGUUACGGGUGGAUGCAUGUUGAAACUGAUUGGGCUCACGGAACACAAGUUGUGUGGUCUGAUGAUCCAUCACAACCAUCCAUGCCUGGAUCUUUCAUGCCUACUUUAAACGUAUCUUUUUCGCCACCGGCCUUCGCAUUAAAGCUUGAUAAAGAAGGCUUUGAAUCCUUCUCGGUUCGCCAAUUAGUACACGCGUCAGACGACGAUGAACGUAUUGGCCUAUCGAAGAGAAGAAUGCUCCGUCUUCUUGCUCCCCAUACUCAAGAGAAUCCCAUUUUCUUUCAUAUGGUCGACUCCAAAUCUGUGGCGGUUAGAUCUCUUAUUGAUCAAAUGGCUGAAGUUGGUUUUGAAAUGUUACUAUAUAGCUUUGGAUCCGGAUUUGAUCUUGAAUCGGAAGAUCCUGCUUAUAUUAAGAGCAUAGCGGAAGAUAUCGCUUACGCACAUGCUAAGGGUAUUGAAGUGGGCGGUUACGACCUAAUAGCAUUAUCUAGAAGAACCAUUCCUAAAUAUAUGGCACUCGAUGAAACGGGUAAUUCGACCGAUAGUACGUGUUUUGCAUCCGAAUGGUAUGAUGUCCUUUUAGAAAAGAUGAUAUCAUUUAUGGACAAAACGGGAUUGAGCGCAGUAGAAACAGACGGUCCUUAUGGUGGUUAUUCAUGCUCUUCCAAAAAUCAUAAAUAUCAUAGAAAUAAUCAAGACUCAGUAUAUAGACAGCAGAAAAAGCAGGGAGAAAUGUAUAGGCUUCUUAGAAGACGAACUGUUUACAUUAACCAACCAGACAAUUACUUUUAUGAUGGCGGUUCUAAAACGGGUAUGGGCUAUAAUGAAAACCAGUAUUCCCUUCCAAGGUGGCAGGACAUAUCUAUAAGUAGACAGACAGUUUUUGAUAAUACUUUCCUUAAGACACCUACAGUCGGUUGGAUGCAUGUGCCCUUAGUUCAAUAUCAUGGCGGUGGUGCUGCUGCUAUUUUCGAACCUUUGACACAGCAUUCUUUAGAAUAUAAGUGGGCGUUAGAACAAUAUCUUGGUGCUGGAGUUGCGGCUUGUUACAGGGGAUAUAGGCUAUUCGAUUCUAACACUACCAAACGAAUUGUCAAGGAAACAGUAGACUUUUACAAAACAUAUAGACAACUAUUAAUUAGCGACAUUAUUCACGUGCGGAGACCGGAUAUGCAAAGCAUAGACGCUUACUUGCAUGUCAAUCCUAAACUAAAGGAUAAAGCCCUUCUUAUGGCGUUUAACCCUACGGAAUCAAGAUUAAGAACUACUAUGACAAUUCCAUUGUAUUAUACAGGUUUAACCAAAAGCUGUAUCGUAUCAGAAAGAGGAGGAAAAUCAUGUGAAAUUUUCUUGUCUAGAGACUAUACGAUAAGGCUUGAUAUAGAAUUGAACGCCUACUCUAUCACUUGGUACGUCAUCAAUUAA